Ciona intestinalis (vase tunicate) is the source of this 2172-nucleotide messenger RNA. RefSeq names its product sialate O-acetylesterase-like. Gene Ontology annotation, molecular function: sialate O-acetylesterase activity. Gene Ontology annotation, biological process: carbohydrate metabolic process. Lineage: Eukaryota; Metazoa; Chordata; Ascidiacea; Phlebobranchia; Cionidae. The record is from RefSeq and is a predicted model, not a curated record.
AGGUUUAGGGCUUUUUGUAAGUGGCUAAACAUGUAUUUUAUCUGCGGUAUAAUGCUUGUUUUGCUUCCAUUUACAAGAGGGGAGACAUUUACAAAAGGUUUAGAUGACUUUGCCUUUGCCUCUUACUACCAAAACAACAUGGUUCUACAAAUGGAACCGUACAGAGCUGUUAUUUGGGGUUAUGGCACUAUUGGUGCUACAGUGAACAUAUCACUCAUACAAGAUGUAUAUUCAACUAAAGUAAGAGCUGGACCAACAGGCAAGGGAGUGUGGUCAGUAACAUUGAACAGCCAUGCUGCUGGAGGUCCUUUCAUGAUCCAGGGAGUGCAGGAUUACUAUGGAAUGCUGCAUUGGAUUCUGCUUAAGGGAGUUUUAUUUGGUGAUGUUUGGGUGUGUGGAGGACAGAGUAAUAUGCAGUUCACUGUUUCAAUGUUAGAGAACCCAGCAAAGGAAGUGGAGUUAGCUUCAAAGUAUCCGGACAUCAGACUGUUAACAGUUGCAGAAUUAAUAUCACAAGAACCUGAGUACGAUAUUGAGCGUUUGGAACUUGGGUGGUCACUUCCGUCUAAUGAGUCUCUUAAUGGUGGGACAUGGUCUCAUUUCUCAGCUGUGUGUUGGAUAUAUGGCCGACACUUGUAUGAUGCAUUACAAGUUCCUAUUGGUCUUGUCGCAUCUUCAUAUGGUGGAACGGCUGUGGAAGCAUGGUCAUCUCCACAGGCCUUGAAAGAGUGUGGUUUAGAAAGAAGUAAUAAAAUAAGAUUUGGUGAUCGCAACUCUAACAGCGUCCUGUGGAAUGCAAUGAUUCAUCCAUUACUUAACAUGACUAUAAAAGGGACAAUAUGGUACCAAGGAGAACAAAAUUUCCAUUACCAUAAUGCUGAGUACGCAUGUUCAUUCCCUGCUAUGAUAAAAGACUGGAGGAAGAAGUGGCAUGAGGGGACAGGAGGUCAAACUCAUAGAGAAUUCCCAUUUGGUUUUGUGCAGCUAAGUACAGUAAACAGUACAGAUGAUGGGUGUUUUUCACUUAUAAGAUGGCACCAAACUGCCGACAUUGGGUAUGCACCUAAUGUUAAGAUGCCAAACACAUUCAUGGCGGUUGCAAUGGAUCUACCUGAUAAUGAAUCACCAUUUGGAAGCAUACACCCCCGUGACAAAGAUGAUGUAGCGAAACGUUUAGUGGUGGGUGCAUUAAAUGUUGGGUAUGGCAGGAAUGUUGAGUUUCAAGGUCCAUUUCCAGAGUCGGUGAUUGAAACAGCAAACAACCAUCUUCUUGUGACUUACCCAAGUAAAGAACGGAUCAUUGUGAAAGAAAGAGGGAGUUUUCAGGUGUGUUGCACAUCACCAUGCAAUAUAUCUGAACCAUCACCCUCUCCGUCAUGGCUGUGGACACCGAUUGUGUCCCAUGAUCUAUAUUCCAUAACCCUUGACACACGUGGGUGCACGAAUAGCGCAGAAAGCCCAAAAAUGCUUCGGUACGCUUGGGCGCUCACACCCUGCCCAUUCAAGCAGUGCUCUGUGUACAAUGAAUGUGAUUUGCCAGCUCCACCGUUUGUUAUCCCUAUAAAUGGAAAAUAAACUACCAAUAUUUGAGAAUUUUCAAAUCCAAGUUUCAACCCACAUUGUAUAGCAUUUAUCUCUAAUAAAAUUUAUUAUUAUUAAAGUUAUAUAUUCAAGUUAUAGAAGCUCUCUCCAUUUUCUGUGCAAACUAGGAACAAAACCAAAUAUCUUCCAUAAUUCUGUACACCGUUAAUAAUAGUGGCUGAUACCAAAAGUAUAUUAACCAAAGUGUGUAUUUAUAAUUGAACUACAUAUUUUUAUCAUUGUAGUGCAUCUACAGUAUAUAUAUACAGAAAUAACCUGAAAUUAAAGUUUAAAUAUUUUAUCCAUCUGCCCAAGAUAAUGUGGCGCGAAGCUAUGUUUUGUUCAGAUAUUUUAUUUGAUCAACUUAGUUUUCAUUUAUAUGCAAAGGAAAUCAUGAUUAUUAUGUUAUAUGGAAGUUACAAGUUUUAAAUUUGCCUUUGAGUGGAUUUUUUGUAAUGUUUAUGCAGUUUUGUUCUAAUGGUUUUUUUCUAUUAUAUGUGUAUCAAGUAAUUUCCCAUUUAUUAAUAUUUUUUCUUUCAAAAGUAGUUUUAUCAAUUAGUACCCGUUUGUAGCAAUAUUACAAAACAAAGU